GGACAAUCCUCCUCAUCCUCCGAAAACACAGGGAGACGGUGGGGUGGAGUCCCGGAAACAUGGGCCAGAUCUAAAUCCCUGCAGAAAUCACGGGCUUCUUUCUCCUUUCUUUACAUCACUAACAAGCUGCGGAUAUUAUUCCUGAUAUUAUAUAUUUUCCAUCUGGAUUGAAUCUUCACAUUUAACCGAAGAUGUCUCGCGGAGUGAUCCAGCCCAGCCAGCAGAAGCUGGCCGAGAAGCUGACCAUCCUGAACGACCGCGGCAUCGGGAUGCUGACCCGGGUUUACAAUAUCAAAAAGCAAGGACAAGUUUGGAAGGCGUGUGGCGACCCCAAAGCCAAGCCCUCCUACCUGGUGGAUAAGAACCUGGAGUCGGCCGUCAAAUUCAUCGUCAGGAAGUUUCCCGCCGUGGAGACGCGCAACAAUAACCAACAGCUGGCUCAGUUGCAGAAAGAGAAGUCGGAGAUCCUGAAGAACCUCGCCCUCUACUACUUCACCUUCGUAGACGUCAUGGAGUUCAAGGACCAUGUGUGUGAGCUGCUGAACACCAUCGACGCCUGCCAGGUCUUCUUCGACAUUACGGUGAACUUUGACCUCACUAAGAACUACCUGGACCUGGUGGUGACCUACACCACUCUGAUGACCAUCCUGUCACGCAUCGAGGAGAGGAAGGCCAUCAUCGGACUCUACAACUAUGCUCACGAGAUGACGCAUGGAGCCAGUGACCGGGAAUACCCCAGGCUGGGUCAGAUGAUCGUGGACUACGAGAACCCUCUGAAGAAGCUGAUGGAGGAGUUUGUUCCACAUGGGAAGUCGCUGUCGGAUGCGUUGAUCAGUCUUCAGAUGGUUUACCCUCGCAGGAAUCUGUCGGCCGACCAGUGGAGGAACGCCCAGCUGCUGUCUCUGAUCUCCGCCCCGUCCACCAUGCUCAACCCCGCUCAGUCAGACACUAUGCCGUGUGAAUACCUGUCACUGGACGCCAUGGAGAAGUGGAUUGUUUUCGGCUUCAUCCUGUGCCACUCUGUGCUGAACACCGAUGCGACUGCUCUGUCUCUGUGGAAACUGGCUCUGCAGAGCUCCACCUGCCUCUGCCUGUUCAGAGACGAAGUGUUCCACAUCCACAAGGCAGCCGAGGACCUGUUCGUCAACAUCAGGGGGUACAACAAACGCAUCAAUGACAUCAGAGAGUGCAAGGAGCAGGCCCUGUCUCAUGCAGGCUCCAUGCACCGAGAGAGACGCAAGUUCCUCCGCUCGGCGCUGAAGGAGCUCGCUACCGUGCUAGCCGACCAGCCAGGACUGCUGGGCCCUAAGGCGCUGUUCGUGUUCAUGGCGCUGUCGUUUGCCCGGGACGAGAUCAUCUGGCUGCUGCGCCACGCCGACAACAUCCAGAAGAAAAGCACCGACGACUUCAUCGACAAACACAUAGCAGAGCUGAUCUUCUACAUGGAGGAGCUGCGGGCCCACGUCAGGAAGUACGGCCCGGUGAUGCAGAGGUACUACGUCCAGUAUCUGUCCGGCUUCGACGCCGUGGUGCUGAACGAGCUGGUGCAGAACCUGUCCGUGUGUCCAGAGGACGAGUCCAUCAUCAUGUCCUCAUUCGUCAACACCAUGACCUCCCUCAGCGUCAAACAAGUGGAGGACGGGGAGGUGUUUGACUUCAGAGGCAUGAGGCUGGACUGGUUCAGACUGCAGGCGUACACCAGCGUGUCUAAAGCCAGUCUGGGAAUCUCCGAUCACAAGGAGCUGGGGAAGAUGAUGAACACCAUCAUCUUCCACACCAAGAUGGUGGACUCUCUGGUGGAGAUGCUGGUGGAAACAUCAGACCUGUCCAUCUUCUGCUUCUACAGCCGAGCGUUUGAGAAGAUGUUCCAGCAGUGUUUGGAGCUUCCCUCUCAGAGCCGACACUCCAUCUGCUUCCCUCUGCUCUGCACACACUUCAUGUCCUGCACACACGAGCUGUGCCCCGAGGAGCGGCACCACAUUGGCGACCGCAGCCUGUCGCUGUGCAACAUGUUUCUGGACGAGAUGGCCAAGCAGGCCCGCAACCUGAUCACCGACAUCUGCACCGAGCAGUGCACCCUGAGCGACCAGCUGCUUCCCAAACACUGUGCGAAAACCAUCAGCCAGGCGGUGAACAAAAAGAGCAAGAAGGCCACGGGGAAGAAGGGGGAGCCGGAGAGGGAGAAACCAGGGGUGGAGAGCAUGAGGAAGAACCGGCUGCUGGUCACCAAUCUGGAUAAGCUGCACACGGCGCUGUCGGAGCUCUGCUUCUCCAUCAACUAUGUUCCUAACCUGGCCGUGUGGGAGCACACCUUCACCCCCCGGGAGUACCUCACCUCACACCUGGAGAUCCGCUUCACCAAGUCCAUCGUGGGGAUGACGAUGUACAACCAGGCCACGCAGGAGAUCGCCAAGCCCAGCGAGCUGCUGACCAGCGUGCGGGCGUACAUGACGGUGCUGCAGUCCAUCGAGAACUACGUCACCAUCGACAUCACCCGCGUCUUCAACAACGUGCUGCUGCAGCAGACGCAGCACCUGGACAGCCACGGGGAGCCCACCAUCACCAGCCUCUACACCAACUGGUACCUGGAGACAUUGCUGCGUCAGGUCAGUAACGGACACAUCGCCUACUUUCCCGCCAUGAAGGCCUUCGUUAACCUGCCAACCGAGAACGAGCUGACUUUUAACGCCGAGGAGUACUCCGACAUCUCAGAGAUGCGUUCGCUGUCCGAGCUGCUGGGUCCGUACGGGAUGAAGUUCCUCAGCGAGAGUCUCAUGUGGCACAUCUCCUCUCAGGUGGCCGAGCUGAAGAAACUGGUGGUGGAGAACAUGGAGGUUCUGACCCAGAUGAGGACGAGCUUCGACAAACCGGAGCACAUGGCUGCUCUCUUCAAGAAACUCACCUCUGUGGACAGCGUGCUGAAGCGAAUGACCAUCAUCGGAGUCAUCCUGUCCUUCCGCUCACUGGCUCAAGAGGCUCUGAGAGAUGUGUUGUCGUGUCACAUCCCCUUCCUGGUCAGCUCUGUGGAGGACUUCAAAGAUCACAUCCCCCGGGAGACAGACAUGAAGGUGGCGAUGAAUGUGUACGAGCUCUCGUCGGCGGCUGGGCUUCCCUGUGAGAUCGACCCGGCACUGGUGGUGGCUCUGUCCUCUCAAAAAAGUGAGAACAUCAGUCCUGAGGAGGAGUAUAAGAUCGCCUGCCUGCUGAUGGUGUUCGUGGCCGUCUCCUUACCCACGCUGGCCAGCAACGUGAUGUCCCAGUACAGCCCCGCUAUCGAAGGACACUGCAACAACAUCCACUGUCUGGCGAAGGCCAUCAACCAGAUCGCUGCAGCUCUCUUCACCAUCCACAAGGGCAGCAUCGAGGACCGCCUCAAGGAGUUCCUCGCUCUGGCUUCCUCCAGCCUCCUGAAGAUCGGACAGGAAACAGAUAAGAUGACGACGCGUAACAGAGAGUCUGUGUACCUGCUGCUGGACAUGAUCGUGCAGGAGUCUCCGUUCCUCACCAUGGAUCUACUGGAGUCGUGCUUCCCAUACGUCCUGCUGAGGAACGCCUACCACGCCGUGUACAAACAGAGCAUCAGCGCCAACGCAUAGACACACACACACACACACACACACACACACACACACACACACACACACACACUAAAUACAACUAAACACACUAAACUGCUACAACGCCUCAAUGUGACAUUCAGACACACACACACACACACACACACACACACACAGUCUGUUGCUGGUUGAUUUGGGAUCAGUGUGUUUUAACUCGUCAUACACUAGGUGUGUGUGUGUGUGUGUGUGUGUGUGGUUGAACAGACAUAAUAUAAAUAUAUAGUAUAUAUAUAUCUGACACUAACAUACGUUCCUUUUUUUGAUGAGAUGUUUUAGGUGAUGAUGAUGAUGAUGAUGAUGAUGAUGAUGAUGAUGAUCCGGACUUUGGGUUUAUUUUAUUAUUUGAUGUAAUGUACACACACACACACACAGUUGUAUAACAUGGUGAUGUUCGUCUCUUCAUGAUAGUUGUGGGUAACAGAUAUGAAAUGUGCUUCGAUGUGAACUCCUCUGUUUUUAAUCUUUAUGUUUCUUAUUUUUAUGACCAUUUGCCAAAUGUGUGUGUGACACUGAACGGCUGCUCAGGCGGGUUUGAUGCGUGGGAUUCCUUUCUCUUUUUGGAUGAUAAGUGUUGGAAGGGUCGCCUGGAGAUCAGCCGUGUACAGUGGGAACAAUGUUAAAAUACUGCAGUAAUCCUCACUACUGAGUGCUGCAGAGACUCCUCCCUGAGGGCGGGGGGGCUACUGGUUUCCUCCAGAGAAACACUCCAGUGCAGAAUAUCAUUUAUUAUCUCCCUCUUCAAAAUAAUUCCUUCAAUUUCUGAGAUGAAACAAUGACAUUCUGAUCCUGUUCAGUUUUUACAGAGCAGCUGGGGGGCAGUGCCUUGCUCAAAGGCAACUUCCACAGCGUAGUUAGAGACGUGUCCUUAGAACUUAAAGAGGCCUUGUUCUGCUUUCUGUGGUGGUCCCUCUCCUGCAGUGGUUUCUGUGCAUGUAAACGGUCUGCAGAGGCCAAAAUCCCAGAGUUCAGGAACAUAGUGACAUCACUUCAGAACACUAAAGCUCCUAUUGGCUGAUUGGCUGAGGGGCGGGACAUCUCUAAGCGUUUGACCAAGGCAGUAAUAGAAGAAUAAAGAGCUUUCUGAACACUAGAGCCUGGAGACAAGUCCCAGUAGAGACAAGUCCCAGUAGAGACAUGUCCCAGUAGAGACAUGUCCCAGUAGAGACAUGUCCCAGUAGAGACAUGUCCCAGUAGAGACAUGUCCCAGUAGACACUAGGCGGUCAGCAGGGGAGGGUCUCUUUAAUUUGAACACUAACUAAGCUCCUCCCCCUCCUAAUUGAUCUGUGAGCCUCCAGCUGCAAUAAGACAAACAAUAAAUGUUUAAUAUAUAACUUCCUGUCUGGGUUCUCUGAUGCCUUCAGCUCUGUUAGCAUCAUGGUGUUUUUACUUCCUAUUUAAAUCUGCUCACACUUCAUUCCCUCAAACGCGUUCCUUUAAUUAAAACUACGGACACACUUGGACUAAUGUCAGAAUAAAGGGUCAUUUUUGCCACUAAAUUCCAUAUUACGUUCUUUGCUAAAAAAUAAAUGACUUUCAGUGA
Messenger RNA from Eleginops maclovinus (Patagonian blennie), 5158 nucleotides. RefSeq names its product NCK-associated protein 1 (gene nckap1). Lineage: Eukaryota; Metazoa; Chordata; Actinopteri; Perciformes; Eleginopidae. The record is from RefSeq and is a predicted model, not a curated record. The coding region runs from base 192 to 3596 and encodes 1134 amino acids. Gene Ontology annotation, cellular component: SCAR complex. The transcript is spliced from 32 exons. Gene Ontology annotation, biological process: cell migration; neuron projection morphogenesis; cell morphogenesis.